CAAAGCUUGAGACCACAGCCUCGGAUGCUGGCACUAGCUGUGCCAUUACUUGCUGCAAGCUGCUGGACCUAGACACGGCUACUGUAGUCUCCCAGGAUGUAGUUUAAGGAUAGAGCUACAAACACUCGAUGGACGAAAAGCUUAUAAGGAGCUUGCUACUCCUCGUCUUGCUCGACAUCAACAGUCUUCUACAGCUUCAGUCUCUCUUCUUCGCUUUUUCAAGAUGCAAAUCACAUACGCCGCAGCUGUUCUUGCUCUCGCCGCCUCUGCUUCUGCUUCACCUGUGGCCGAAGCGGAUCCUACCUUCGGAUCCCUCAUCAACUGGUGGCAAAGCUUUGUCAACAAGUACUAUCAGAGCAGAUCUACCGUUCCUGCCUGGCCUCCUGCUGUUCCCAACUCCAACUGUCCUACUGGGUGGCCCAAGCCAAUCACACCAUGGAACCAGUACAUGUUCAGGUACCCUGGUCCGUGCAAGCCAAAGUGGGUCCCAGUCUACAGGCCUGGCUGCAUCAAGGACACAAAGCCUCAGACGACACAGCCAGCACCUCAGACCACAGCCACAAAGACUGCAUCAACAAUGAUGACUACUAGCGCUGCUGCUCCCACCACCACACCUUCUGCACCCACAAAGUUCUUCAACAUUCUUGCUCCUGAGCUUCCCCUCGGCUCCAUCUUUGACGGUCAGCUCCAGGCCAACUCUCCUUACCCAGCCAUUGAUGUUGCUGCUGUCCCAUCCAAGGGCCCUGCCUCGGUCAACACCCAGUUCUACCUCGACAACGGUGCUCUCUUUGACCAAUACGGCCGUGCUUGCGAGAUCUCAUCUGGCAACCAGCUCCAGUGCAACAUGAUCUCCAACCCAAGCACAGCCAUGAAGGGAUUCGCCAUCGACCCCGUCACGAUGUUUUUGGAGUGGAACACUGAAGACACCUUCUACGGCUGCAAUAUUGGUACAUCCGACACUUUCGGCCAAAUCAUCUUUACCGGAACACACAAGGACUUCGCCGGUGUCUCUGCCGACACUGAGAACCCCAACUGUGACGCUUACCACUUGACUGUCAAGUACGUGUAAGCCAAGGGUCUCAAUCAAAACUUCUUUCACGGUGAGAGCUGGCCUCCACUGUUCAUGCCAUAUAAUAUAGAAAGCAAACAUAUCCUUCA
Molecule: messenger RNA, 1158 nt
Organism: Protomyces lactucae-debilis
Lineage: Eukaryota; Fungi; Ascomycota; Taphrinomycetes; Taphrinales; Protomycetaceae
Exons: 1
Coding region: 224-1069 (281 amino acids)
Source: RefSeq, a predicted model, not a curated record